UGCCUCUUACAGUGUCCUGGGUGUAAAAGCUACGUGGAGAGAGAGGACCUGACUAACCUCAGUGUGCACUGUACAGUCUGCACAGCAGACAUGAAGAAGGUGUACGAGUUCUGCUGGCAGUGUCUGAAGCCUUGGAAAGGAGCAGCUCCACGAUCUGAUCGCUGCGACAACGACGGCUGCAUCAACCACGACUUAGAGCUCCUCAAGAACGUAAACACGACCGUCCUCACAGAGGUGCAGGGAGUGACUGCCUGUCCCUCCAUCCGAGUCUGUCCCACCUGUGGUCAGAGGGUGGAGCACGACAGGACAGGCUGCAAGAACAUCAUCUGUCCUCGCUGCCAGGUUGAGUUCUGCUUUGUGUGUCUGAAGCUGACCCCUGAGUGCCUGAAGACCAGCUCUUACUUCAUCCCCUGCAGUGAUGGUGUGGCUCCCGGACAAACAUCCAUCCCUGUGUGGCACAGAAACUAAACAGCUUCACACACUCAUUUAUUAUUCAUGCAUGCUCACAGCUGUCUCCUAUCUGGUUAGAAUUCAUCUUUUAUUGCAUCAGACGCGAAAAACAUUACAGACCUGCUUGUUUGUGCACAUUAAAUGACAUUAAGACAGCUGCAUUCUCUUAUUACUUCACUGUGUUUUAUUACAUGCUGCAUUAAAACUGCUACUGAAGAUUGUUCCCUGAUUUAAUCACUGCAUCAUUUAAUAAAGUUUCUGUCUAAAUAAACACACACUGAAAUUCA
Molecule: messenger RNA, 737 nt
Organism: Mugil cephalus (flathead mullet)
Lineage: Eukaryota; Metazoa; Chordata; Actinopteri; Mugiliformes; Mugilidae
Product: probable E3 ubiquitin-protein ligase ARI8
Exons: 1
Source: RefSeq, a predicted model, not a curated record